CGGAGAUCGGGUAUAACCUGUGGUUCACGGUUCCUGGUGAGCGGGCCGUGGUCUGUGUUGCGCUGUGACCUGCACUGGUCGUGGGAGCCGUAGGAAGGACUCAGGGAGACCCAGGAAACCUAGAAAUGGAUGCAGUGGUCUUUGAGGAUGUUGCUGUGAACUUCACCCUGGAAGAGUGGGCUUUACUGGAUUUUUCACAGAAGAAACUCUACAGAGAUGUGAUGGGGGAAACCUUCAGGAACCUGGCCUCAGUAGGAGAAACAUGGAAAGAUCAUGACAUUGAAGAUAAAUGCAAAAACCAGGGGACAAAACUAAGGAGUCGUAAGGUAGGGAGAAUAUGUGAAGGGAAAGAGGAUAGUCCAUGUAGAGAAAACCUCAGCCUUAUUCCAAAUCUCAAUCUGAACAAGAAAACUCUUAUCAGAGUAAAACCAUGGGAACACAAAGUAUGUGGAAAAGUCCUCAUGCAUCAUUCAUCCCAUAAUAGGUACACCAGAAGUCACGUUGGACACGAGCCAUAUGAGUAUCAGAAAAAUGGAGAGAAGCCAUAUAAAUGUAAUGUAUGUGGGAAAGCCUUUAGUUAUCUGCAGUGUUUUGAAAAACAUAAAAGAAAUCACACUGGAGGGAAAACCUAUAAAUGUAAGGAGUGUGGGAAAGCCUUCAUGCAGCUCGAAACUUUUCAGAGACACAUGGUAACACAUACUGGAGGUGCCUCUUAUAAGUGUAAGGAUUGUGGGAAAACUUUUAGUUCUUUAGCUUCACUUCAGAUACAUGAAAAAGCCCACACUGGAGAGAAACCUUAUAAAUGUAAACAUUGUGGAAAAGCCUAUAGAUAUCAUCAAACUUUACAAAUACAUGAAAGGACUCACACAGCAGAGAAAUCCUAUGAAUGUAAAAAAUGUAGUAAAGCAUUCAGUUGUCCCAGUUCCCUCCGAAUACAUGAAAGAACUCACAAUGGAAAGAAACCUUAUGAAUGUAAACAAUGUGGUAAAACCUUCAGAUAUUACCCUUCCUUCCAAACACACGAAAGAGUUCAUACUGGAGAGAAACCCUAUGAAUGUAAGCCAUGUGGUAAAACUUUCAGUUCUAAUAUAGGUUUCCAAAUACAUGAAAGAAAUCACACUGGAGAAAAACCCUAUGAAUGCCAAAAAUGUAGUAAAGCCUUCAGUUGUCCCAGUUCUUUUCGAAAACAUGAAAGAACUCAUACUGGGGAAAAACCUUAUGAAUGUAAGGAAUGUGGGAAAGCCCUUAGAGCUCUUGCAAGCCUUCGAGUGCACAUGAUCACUCACACUGGAGUGGGACCUUAUAAAUGUAAGCAGUGUGAGAAAGCAUUUAUUUCUCCCAGUUCAUUUCGAAUACAUCAAAGGAGUCACACUGGAGAGAAACCCUAUGAAUGUAAACAGUGUGGUAAAACCUUCAGGUAUUACCCUUCCUUUCAAAAGCAUGAAAGAACUCACACUGGAGAGAAACCCUAUGAAUGUAAGGAGUGUGGAAGAGCCUUUAGUUGUUCAACUUUGCUGCGACUACAUGAAAGAACAUACACUGGAGAGAAACUCUAUGAAUGUAAGCAGUGUGGAAAAGCCUGCAGAGAUUACACUUCCUUAGAAACACACAUAAGAAUUCAUACUGGAGAGAAACCCUAUGAAUGUAAACAAUGUGGAAAGGCCUUCAGGUGUUAUCAAAGUUUUCGAAGACAUGAAAGAAAUCACACUGGAGAAAAACCCUAUGAAUGUAAAAAAUGUAGUAAAGCAUUCAGGUGUCCCAGUUAUCUUAGAACACAUGAAAGAACUCACACUAGAGAAAAACCCUAUGAAUGUAAACAAUGUGGUAAAGCCUACAGAGGUUACAGUUCCUUGCAAACACAUGAAAGGACUCACACAGGAGAGAAACCCUAUGCAUGUAAGGAAUGUGGAAAAGCUUUCAGGUGGUAUCAGAGUUUUCGAAGACAUGAAAGAACUCACACUGGAGAGAAACCCUAUGAAUGUAAAGAAUGUGGGAAGGCCUUCAGUCAUCCCACUUCCUUCCGAAGGCAUGAAAAGACUCACAGGGUAGAACCUUUUGAAUGUAAACAGCGUGGGAAAGACUUCAGUUGGCCUUCAUUGUUACAUGUUAAAACUCCCAUCAGAAAUAAAUUAUAAAUGUAAGUAACAUGAGAAAGCUUGAUGAAAAUUAAUCCAUGUAUAACGUUCCAAAAAACUUUCAACACAAAAGAAUUGUUUUUUACAAGUUGUAAAUAUAUUGUUUAUCAAGCCUCUUUCUUAAAGUGUAUCAUUGGAGUGUGGGUUUCUACUAGUUUCAAAAAUGAAUAUUGGGGUGAUACAAUUCUGCAAGUCAUCUUUCAACA
Orcinus orca (killer whale) is the source of this 2341-nucleotide messenger RNA. Its product is annotated as zinc finger protein 14-like. The transcript is spliced from 4 exons. Lineage: Eukaryota; Metazoa; Chordata; Mammalia; Artiodactyla; Delphinidae. Gene Ontology annotation, molecular function: DNA-binding transcription factor activity; RNA polymerase II cis-regulatory region sequence-specific DNA binding. Gene Ontology annotation, biological process: regulation of transcription by RNA polymerase II. The record is from RefSeq and is a predicted model, not a curated record. Bases 126 to 2135 code for a protein of 669 amino acids.